Molecule: messenger RNA, 402 nt
Organism: Drosophila ananassae
Lineage: Eukaryota; Metazoa; Arthropoda; Insecta; Diptera; Drosophilidae
Source: RefSeq, a predicted model, not a curated record
AUGAUCCGAAAACAAUUUAAGCUUUUAUUUGCUUUUGAUGCCACCACAGCAAGUAAUCAGGAGCCGCCAACUUGUCUUCCAAAUGGUAGCAAAUCAAAUUGCCCAACAAAGAACAACCAGAAAAGACUUGGGUGCAAUGAGCAUACAUCAUGGCCAACAGUUGCAUUUGGACGACCGAGUCCAAGUCCGAGUUCAAUUGAUGGAUCACCGAAAACCGACUGCUCUGACCGAUGCAAUUUACCCACUAUACAUUACAUCUACAGUCUUCUCCGGCUCCUGACCCAUCGGCGACCGGACGUAGUCGCUGGCCAAGUGCGAUUGCAAAUGCACGGAAUUCUCAUUGAGAAUAAGCCCUCCUACCCGCUGGCCCCUGUUGGCCUGGCCAUUAACGCGACUUGCUAG